GGGAAGACGGAGACCCUUUUGGGACACCACACUGUGCGUCCUGGGCGGCUGCUGGCAUGCUCACGCUCACCCUUCCAAUUGUGUGUGCUGAGAGGUGUGGACGUGUGGACAGUGCUGGGACUCGUACAGAGCGAAGAGCGUCCAGUCUGAUGUGGGUACACCGUAAGUUGCUCUCCGUAGCGACCAGCCCUUGCAUGGUCACUAUGCAAGCCCGAGGCCAAACGCCGCGCCUCAAAACACAAAGGGCGGGAUUCGGACCAUGACUAAGGGGAGAUGGAAGGCCUCUGGAAGGGAGGCAGACGGCCAAUCAGCCAAACCGCAAAACGCCAAAGGGCGAAAGAUGCCAAAGGCAGCCCGAGCAUCAGGCGUGAAACGGCCGAGGUGCCAUUGCCAUUGCCAUUCCCCGUCCAGCCCAGUCCAGUGUCCAGUCCAGCAGCCGGCCUGUGCAGCAUAGUCGUAUGUUUUAUUUCAUCACCGUCGUAUUGUUAUGCCCGACUAGUCGUCUCGUCUUGCCACGUCUGUCGUCUGGCUCGAUGCCCUGCAGCGGCUAGGCAUGAGAUAUCGCAAUCGAAUCGAAUGGCGUGCAAGAGGGGGUCUGCCGCUUGGUGCAGGUGGUUUCUUAUUAAUCACCGUCGACUUUUUUCGGCGCUGGUGGCGGACAGUCUUCGUAUUGGUCAUUCCAGUUGCACCGCGGCCUUAUCCCCAACCAAGGGCCCAAUGUUUGUCAGUCUGCAAACUUCAGAAGCCAGCCAGUGCAAAAAGCCCAGCCUUUGCACUUUGCAUUGCUGCCGCUAGAUGCCCGUCUGCACUAGCAGUACCUCAGCGGCGCAACAUGACAGCCUGUCACGCAGCCAAGUGCCACAUCGCAGCGCCACUAGGACAAUGGAAUCGGAAAACUUUUUCAUCUGCUUUUCUUUGUCCUGCCCAAUUAAGCGUUUCCUCGGCCUUCCAAUCGCACGGCCGUGUUGCCGGUAUAUCUCCGUUUCAUUUGCCAUUCCACCGGCUCCGACCAAAGAGCGAGCCG
Messenger RNA from Trichoderma harzianum CBS 226.95, 1024 nucleotides. RefSeq lists its product as hypothetical. The coding region runs from base 274 to 795 and encodes 173 amino acids. NCBI's taxonomy places the organism in Eukaryota, Fungi, Ascomycota, Sordariomycetes, Hypocreales, Hypocreaceae. The transcript has a single exon. The record is from RefSeq and is a predicted model, not a curated record.